Molecule: messenger RNA, 703 nt
Organism: Lactuca saligna
Lineage: Eukaryota; Viridiplantae; Streptophyta; Magnoliopsida; Asterales; Asteraceae
Source: the annotation of a GenBank genome assembly
CGAUGAUCAAAAUGGGUUUGUUGGAUGAAGAAUGCAAAACUAAAAAAUACAUGACUUGAUUUAUCCAAAGACAUAUAGUCAAGGGACUAGUUUUGUAAGUUACUCAUCAGAUUUUUGACUUUUGAGGAUUAACGUAAUCUUUAGACCUCCGUGUGCAAUUAAUUGGUUAUCCUGUCUACUUUUCACGUUGUCGUCGUUCUUUCGAUCGAAAGUUCGAAACACUAGUUGUAAAACCCUAAAUUUCGAACCAGUUGCAGCAGAAUUUAUGGGAGACGAACAGAAGCAGAUAAUAUAUCAUGAAAAACAGAAGUUACAGUUUUGCCUCUUACACUCUCUCAACAAUCUCUUCCAGGAGAAGGAUGCGUUUACAAGAAAAGAUUUGGAUGAUAUAGCUGAAAAACUUGUUAAAGAAGAUCCAUAUGAAGGAAACCGGAUGCCUUUCUCAGUUAUCUUCAAGCCGCAUCAUAAUUCACUAACAGGUAAAUUAAUGGGGAUUGUGCUAAAUGUUCCUGUAAGAAAGUAUGGUGGUCUUUGGAGAAGUAGACAUUGGGUUUCUUUGAGAAGGAUUAAUGGGAUUUGGUAUAACUUAGAUAGUGAUUUUACAUCUCCUUGUUCAUUUGGAAGCACUGAAGAAUUAAGGGAUUUCUUGGAUGCUGCCAUUGAUGGUGGUACUGAGCUACUUCUUGUUAAAGAUGAUGACUAG